AUUUAGCAACAACUUUUAUUGUCGAUUCAUUUCAACUCACUUGUCAGACCCACACGUGCAAAAAUUAGUGUGUGAGAAAUUGACGAUUCAAACGUUCACUAAAAUUGUAGUAAAUGAUGUCUGCACCGACAAACGAAAUAAAGAAAGUGGUUGUCCAUCCACUAGUGCUUCUCAGUGUUGUUGAUCACUUCAACAGGAUACGAAAUCAAAGGAGAGUCGUCGGCGUUUUGCUGGGAUCGUGGAGACAGGGAGUGCUUGACAUUGCAAAUUGUUUCGCAGUUCCAUUUGAUGAAGAUGACAAAGAUGCUUCUGUUUGGUUCUUGGAUCACGAUUAUCUUGAGAACAUGUACACAAUGUUCAAGAAAGUCAAUGCAAGGGAAAAGAUAGUGGGAUGGUACCAUACAGGACCAAAACUUCAUCAGAAUGACAUUGCAAUCAAUGAACUCAUCAGGAAAUACUGCCCAAAUUCUGUAUUAUGUAUCAUUGAUGCAAAACCCAAAGAACUGGGAUUGCCAACAGAAGCGUACUAUGCAGUAGAAGAAGUACAUGAUGAUGGGACACCAACGAGUAAAACGUUUGAACACAUCCCAAGUGAGAUGGGUGCGGAGGAAGCAGAAGAAGUAGGAGUAGAACAUCUACUUAGGGAUAUCAAAGACACAAGCGUAGGAACAUUAUCUCAGAGGAUUACAGCUCAGCUGUUAGGUUUGAAAGGUUUACAAUCACAGAUUCAACACAUCAGUGGUUAUUUACAGAAGGUUGCAGCAGGAGAAUUACCCAUCAACCAUACCAUCAUUUAUCAAUUACAGGAUGUAUUCAACCUACUACCCGAUGUGAACCUGAGCGACUUUGUCAAAUCCCUGACCACCAAGACCAACGACCAGAUGCUCGUGGUCUACCUCGCCUCCCUCAUCCGCUCCAUCCUCGCCCUUCACAACCUCAUCAACAACAAGAUUCAAAACAGAGACCUUGAGAAGCAAGAAGGCAAGAAGAAGGAAGAGAAGAAGGAUGAAAAGAAGGAUGACAAAGAGAAAAAGGAUGAUAAGGAGAAGAAGGAUGAUAAGGACGACAAGAGCAAAGAUAAGAAGGAUUCCAAGUCGAAGGAUAAAAAGUAGACUUUGAGGUGAUGGAUAUCACAUGGACUUGAAUAGCAGGCUCUUUGAUGGAGCAUCAGCAAGAAAUGUUCAGAUGAAGAUUUUCUUAUCAUGGACAGCUUGGAUAUGUGAUCAAGAUUUGAUGGAUGCCUGGAAACAUGAUACGAUUAGAAUUUAUUUAAUUUCCCUUGUAAAGCCAAACUUAUUUCAUUGAAUUUAAAACAAAAUUGUAAAAUCAAAUAAUGCUCCUGCAUGGAAGAUGGAACGCUAGUUUUAAUUUUGUUUUUAUCAAGGAAUAUCCCCCUUAUCAGUUAGUAAAUUUAAUGAGUAUACAAUAUAAUGGGGGGGGGGGUGUCGAACAAAAAAUUAAUCUAAUUUUUGUAUUGUCCAAGUCAAAGAUAUUUAUAUGUGCUUAUGCAUGUUGUUGGAUUGAAGCUUGAAUUUAUACUCAAAUAACUAGAAAAAAUUACUAUUUAUUUUCAAUUUGUAGGUUGUUGAUUUCUACAUUCCAUUGCAUCAAAAUAGAAAACAUAAACUUACAGGCCCGAAUUCACAAAGGUGGUUUUGAAAACCCAUGGUU
This is a messenger RNA of Lytechinus variegatus (green sea urchin), 1671 nucleotides long. Its product is annotated as 26S proteasome non-ATPase regulatory subunit 7-like. Gene Ontology annotation, cellular component: proteasome complex; proteasome regulatory particle. Gene Ontology annotation, molecular function: metallopeptidase activity; protein binding. The coding region runs from base 114 to 1112 and encodes 332 amino acids. The transcript is spliced from 7 exons. The record is from RefSeq and is a predicted model, not a curated record. Gene Ontology annotation, biological process: proteasome-mediated ubiquitin-dependent protein catabolic process. Lineage: Eukaryota; Metazoa; Echinodermata; Echinoidea; Temnopleuroida; Toxopneustidae.